AUGGUUUUUGGGUGGUGGAAAUUGUUUGGUGCUGCCCUCGUUGGGAUUCUCUUCUUUCAUGGCUUUUGUGGAGCUGAAACAGUUCCGAACUUUAGCUUCAUGCACAAUGCAACCACAGCUCCGGACAUAUCGUACUAUGACUACAUUAUAGUGGGUGGUGGCACUGCUGGCUGCCCCUUGGCCGCCACUCUAUCCCAAAACUACAGCGUUUUGCUACUUGAACGCGGCGGCGCACCCUAUGGCAACCCCAACAUUACUAAUUUGUCAGCCUUUGGCCGUGCACUCUCUGACCUUUCCCCCACCUCCCCUUCCCAGCGCUUCAUCUCUGAGGACGGUGUCAUUAACGCCCGGGCCCGCGUGUUAGGUGGCGGAAGCUGCCUCAAUGCCGGUUUUUACUCACGCGCCGCCACUGACUACGCCAGGGAAGCGGGAUGGGAUACGCGGUUAGUGAACGAAUCGUACCAAUGGGUGGAGCGGCUCGUGGCGUUUCAGCCACCAAUACAGGCGUGGCAGUCAGCGGUGCGUGCCGGUCUGGUGCAAGCCGGGGUGGUGCCCUACAACGGGUUCACUUAUGACCAUAUCUACGGGACUAAAGUUGGGGGGACCACAUUUGAUCUCGAGGGACAUAGACACACUGCCGCAGAUUUAUUACAGUACGCUAACCCCACAGGACUUACCGUGCUCUUGCAUGCCACUGUCCACAAGAUCCUCUUCAGAACAAAAGGAAAAUCAAGGCCGUUGGCCCAUGGGGUGGUGUUCAGAGAUGCAUCAGGAACCAAGCACAGAGCUUAUCUCAAGAGUGGGCCUAGAAACGAGAUCAUUGUAUCAUCUGGGGCAAUUGGGAGCCCACAGCUUUUGAUGUUGAGUGGGGUGGGCCCAGCAGAGCACCUCAGGGCCCACAACAUCACAGUGGUGGUGGACCAACCCUUGGUUGGGCAAGGGAUGUCUGACAAUCCGAUGAACGCAAUUUUCGUGCCCUCACCCAUCCCUAUUGAGGUGUCACUCAUCCAAGUGGUCGGCAUCACCCACUUUGGCAGCUACAUUGAAGCUGCCAGUGGUGAAAACUUCGCUGGCUCUUCUGCAACCAGAGACUUUGGAAUGUUCUCUCCCAAGAUUGGACAGCUGUCAACAGUGCCACCAAAGCAAAGGACCCCAGAGGCCCUAGCCAAGGCAGUGGAAUAUAUGAACAGUCUUGAAGCCCCAGCCUUCAGGGGAGGGUUCAUUCUGGAGAAAGUCAUGGGCCCAAUUUCCACGGGCCAUUUGGAGCUUCGAACCCGAAACCCGAACGACAACCCAUCAGUGACAUUCAACUAUUUCAAAGAUCCCCAAGACUUGGAGAGAUGCAUCCAGGGCAUUGAGACCAUAGAGAAAAUAAUUGAAUCAAAGCCCUUCUCCAAAUUCAGAUAUGACUAUCUGUCUUUAGCAGCUCUGCUCAACAUUACAGCAAACAGCCCAAUUAACUUGUUGCCCAAGCAUGCCAAUGUCUCAAGGUCUUUGGAUCAGUUUUGCAAGGACACUGUGAUGACCAUAUGGCACUACCAUGGAGGCUGCCAAGUUGGGAGGGUUGUUGAUUAUCAGUACAAGGUUCUCGGCGUUGAUGCUCUUCGUGUUAUCGAUGGUUCGACGUUUAUUUACUCCCCCGGAACCAAUCCUCAAGCCACCGUAAUGAUGCUUGGAAGGUACAUGGGGAAAAGAAUACUGGAUGAGAGACUUGCUAGCGAUGGAAAUUGA
Molecule: messenger RNA, 1731 nt
Organism: Prunus armeniaca (apricot)
Lineage: Eukaryota; Viridiplantae; Streptophyta; Magnoliopsida; Rosales; Rosaceae
Source: the annotation of a GenBank genome assembly